Molecule: messenger RNA, 2993 nt
Organism: Felis catus (domestic cat)
Lineage: Eukaryota; Metazoa; Chordata; Mammalia; Carnivora; Felidae
Gene: HDAC10
Product: histone deacetylase 10
Exons: 21
Coding region: 684-2702 (672 amino acids)
Biological process (GO): chromatin organization
Cellular component (GO): histone deacetylase complex
Molecular function (GO): histone deacetylase activity
Source: RefSeq, a predicted model, not a curated record
ACCCCGGUGGGGCCGCGGGCCGCAUCCUUCCCGCCGUAGGGGCCAUUCCUACACUUCCGGGGCACCCACGAACGGGGUUGGCUGCACUCCCGCCCAGGGCCCCGCCUCCUACGUGCCCCGCCCCCCAGGGCCUGUUCCCUUCAGAACGCCGCCUCCGUGAAGCCCGCCGCCUCAGGAUUCGGGCCCUGGGCGCUGUUGCCAGAGCCCUUAUGUUUCAGGCCCCUGGCUCCCACUUUCCUCCUCUCUGGCCAUCUGGCUCGGUUGCUGGCCUCAUGCAUGCAUUCCUCGCCCAGACCCUCCCUCUGUUCGCCUUGCCCUCCUGCCUUGCCUCGCCCCACGCUUCCGCGGCUCUUGUCUAGCGGCUCUGCCACCCCCUGACCCUCCGAGUGGUCUGCUCUUUGGCCAGGGUCUUUCUGGAGCUCAAAUCGGACCCCGCCACUCCCUUCUUACACCUCGGGGGAAGCGCUGCGCGUCGACGUCGCUCAGGCCCGGGCUCCCCUACCCCAAGCGGCCCUCGGAUGCGUCCCAGGGCAGCGCCAGACGUGAUGGGCUGAGGACGCGUCUGACGCCUUGGCCUGCGCGGCUCCCUGCCGGUCGUCCCAGCUCCCGGGGGCUGCAAGGAGGGGACAGGCAGUGCAUUCACCUGCCCAGCCAGGGUGGCCCAAAGUGACCACGGCUGUGCCAUGAGGACUGCGCUGGUGUACCACGAGGACAUGACAGCGGCCCGGCUGCUCUGGGAAGACCCUGAGUGUGAGAUCGAGCGUCCGGAGCGCCUGACUGCAGCCCUGGAGCGCCUGCGGCAGUGGGGCCUGGAGCAGAGGUGUCUACAGUUGGCAGCCCGAGAGGCCUCCGAGGCAGAGCUGGGCCUGGUACACAGCCCAGAGUAUGUGUCCUUGUUGCGAGGAACCCAGACCUUGAGCACCAGGGAACUACAGGCGCUGUCUGGACAAUACGACGCUGUCUACUUCCAUCCGAGUACCUUCCACUGUGCCCGGCUGGCCGUGGGGGCUGCGCUGCAGCUGGUGGAUGCCGUGCUGACGGGGGCUGUGCACAACGGGCUCGCCCUGGUGAGACCUCCUGGGCAUCACGGCCAGAGAGCUGCUGCCAAUGGAUUCUGCGUGUUCAACAAUGUGGCCAUAGCGGCCAAAUACGCCAAGCGGAGACACGGGCUGCACAGGAUCCUCAUUGUCGACUGGGAUGUCCACCAUGGUCAGGGCAUCCAGUAUAUCUUUGAGGAUGACCCCAGCGUCCUCUACUUUUCCUGGCACCGCUAUGAGCAUGGGCACUUUUGGCCCUACCUUCGAGAAUCGGAUGCAGAUGCUGUUGGGCAGGGGCAGGGCCGUGGCUUCACUGUCAACCUGCCCUGGAAUCAGGUUGGGAUGGGAAAUGCUGACUACGUGGCCGCCUUCCUCCAUGUGCUGCUCCCCAUGGCCUUUGAGUUUGACCCUGAGCUGGUGCUCAUCUCAGCAGGAUUUGACUCUGCGAUCGGGGAUCCUGAGGGGCAGAUGCGGGCCACGCCGGAGUGCUUCUCCCACCUCACGCAGCUGCUGCAGGUGCUGGCCGGCGGCCGAGUCUGUGCUGUGCUGGAGGGAGGCUACCACCUGGAGUCGCUGUCCCAGUCCGUGUGCAUGGUGGUGAAGGCGCUGCUGGGUGACCCUGCCUUGCCCCUGUCGGGGCCCAUGGAGCCUCAUCACAGUGCCCUGGAAUCCAUCCAGAGUGUCCGGGCUGCCCAGGCCCCUCAUUGGAAGAGCCUCCGGCAGCAAGGGUCGACCCCCAUACUGAAUCCCAGCACCUACUCCCUGGAGCGGAGAGCCUCACCUGUAUCUCCCGGGGGACCCAAAUUCAAGGCAGCAGAGGCGCAGGCCUCGGCCGCACUGAGUUCCCUCCUAGACCAGCUGCACCUCAACCCCACACUGCCUGUCCGCACGGCUGUUUCCCUGACUGCACUGGAUGCCGCUCUGGUCCUACCCGCCGACGUCCUCCGUCAGGAGGGGUCAGCCCCACAGGAGGAGACACGGGCCUGGGCCAGGCUACACGAGGCCCUGGCCCAGGACAAGGCUCUCACUGCACUUGGGAAGGUCCUGCACCUCUUGAAUGGGAUCCUGGAUGGGCAGGUGAGCAGUGGCAUCGCAGCAACCCCGGAGCCCGCGGCGGCUCCCACCCUGGAUGUGGUCAUUCGGCGCAGCUUGUCCCACGGAGCGCGGAGGCUUCUCUGUGUGGCUGUGGGACAGCUGGAUCGGCCCGCAGACCUUGCCGACGACGGGAGGAAUCUGUGGCUGAACAUCAGAGGCAAGGAGGCGGCUGCCCCAUCCAUGUUCCAGGUCUCCGUGCCACUGCCAGGGACUACUGGUGGGUUCGUGAGCUGCGUUCUGGCCCUUGUGCUGCCCCUGGCCUAUGGCUUCCAGCCUGACCUCGUGUUGGUGGCGCUGGGGCCAGCCCACGGCCUGCAGGCCCCCCAAGCCGCACUCCUGGCUUCUCUGCUGCGGGGGCCGGCGGGGGGCCGAGUCUUGGUCCUGCUGGAGCAGGGAUCCACAUCCCAGCUUGCAGGGAUCCUGGCCCGGGUGUUGCAGGGAGAGGCGCCCCCCGGCCUGGGUCCCUUCUCCAUGGCCUCCCCAGAGGACACACAGGCCCUGAUAUACCUGAGAGGGCAGCUGGAAGCAGAGUGGAAGAUGCUGCAGGUGGCCGCUCCUCAAGUGCCGUGACCGGGCAGCUUGAAAUCUGCCAGGGUGGGAGUCUUUGCACUCCAGAGGUGACACCACAGACUAGUCCCCCAAGAGCCGGCUUUAAACACUCACGUGUGCACCACUGCCUGAGGCCUCUGUCCUGAUGGCCAGGCUACAGAGCUGUCCGGGGCUCUGGCUCAGGGACACUAUGUCCACGGCCGUGACCGGGAGCCCCCCCCUCCAGUGGUCUGCCUCUGCACAGAUGGUUCCAUCCUCACUUCCUGCACGCCUCUUAAUCUCAAAAAAUAAAAGUCGUUUUACCAGCAAAAA